CUCGAUUUUGUCCUCCACCGUUUCGGCUCUUCUUCCACUUGGUGAUGUCAGUAUUGGCGUGAUUCCUUGCUCGUGCGCACCGCUCCUGCUCCUGGCCCAUUUUGCUAGCCGCCACAUCCCCUGCGGACCCUCAGUGGCUUGUUGUACCCGUCUGCGAUGCCCAAUCUUCAGCACUUUGCCUACCCAUCGUUUCUUCUCCUUUCUCGCAAUGGUGUAAUUGGUCCAAUCAUAUGGGUCGUUGCUCGAGUGUAUCGUCUUCGAAGGGCUCUUACUGUUUUGACCAUCUCCCUGCAUCCCGGGCCAAAAUCAGAGUUUGAACACUGGCUCGGCCUCGCCCAUGGCGUUGAUUCCGCAAUUGCUCGUCGUACCACUGCCAGAAAUGUCUCCAUCUCAAGUUCAAUCUCUCGUUCCUUCGCUUCGGCGGUUCAUUUGACUUGGUGGUCACAUCGAGACAUAUUCGGAUUGGCCAGUGGUCUGAAUCAUGCUGUCAGGUCAAUUACCGAUCUCUGGUGGCUCCGCUCCCACGUCACCGUUCCUUCCUCCGUUGCUAGUUCUAGCCCCCCGUCAUCCAUUACUUCCAGCAGUUCCUCCGCCUCCGCUUCCAUCGCCGUUCCCGAGCCUCCCCAUGCCGAGUGGUGUGUAUUCAUAUCUCCCACAACGACGUACUCUGCCGCUUGGUUUUGGUGACUCAAUCGUUCAAGCUCGUACCGGAGGCGCUGAAACGUACCACUUUGUAGUGCAUUGUAUAUGUUGUGGAUAUACAACUGUUUUGCCUCCUCCUCUCGGUGGUAUGAUAUCUUUAGAAACUGAUAAUCCUGAGAUACCAUUGAGUGGACCGACUGGCUGGGUCAAUUUGUUUGGAGAUAAACAUACAGACCCUUGCCGUUCCUUGUGUGUUGUUCCCUGG
This is a messenger RNA of Aspergillus ruber CBS 135680, 907 nucleotides long. RefSeq lists its product as uncharacterized. NCBI's taxonomy places the organism in Eukaryota, Fungi, Ascomycota, Eurotiomycetes, Eurotiales, Aspergillaceae. Bases 157 to 687 code for a protein of 176 amino acids. The record is from RefSeq and is a predicted model, not a curated record. The transcript has 3 exons.